AAAAACGAUUUCAGACGUAAUUGUAUGUUAUUAGGUUAUAGCGUCUGUGCGUUUUGUCCAUAUUUUCUUUGUCGUGAUAUAUAACUUCUUCCUUAAAAACACAUCGAUUUCCUUCGAUUAUCGAUAUUACGAAACUAUACCACGAAUUAAUUAGUACUAAAUAAGCAAAAGAUUUUAUUAAUCAAUAGACACAAUGGAAAGUGCAGCAGCCUCAAUUUUAAAACGAGCUGUCGAAAAGGACAAAGAAGAACAGUAUACUAUGUCUCUUUUAUUAUACCAAGAAGGUGUACAAAUACUUCUUAACACUAUAAAAGAGACAAAGGAUCCAGUUAAAAAAAAACAUUUUGGUGUUAUGACUUCGCAAUAUCUGGAUAGAGCAGAAAAAUUAAAGCAAUUAAUUGAAAAAAAGAAAAUACAAGGUACAUACAGAGAAUUAAUAAAGAUUAAGGAUGGCGCAAUCGGGUAUGGAUACAAUAGUCUUUUUGGUAGAUUUUUGGAUGCUAUGGUUACUUAUAUUCAAAUAGAAGAUCCAUAUAUAAGGGCAUUUCAUCAGUGUCAAAAUCUAGUAAGGUUAUGUGAAUUGGCAGUUCAAAAAUGUCAUUCCCUAUCAAAAAUAUCUCUUACUACUACAUGUGAUCCAGAAGAUUUUAAAAAUCAAUCUAAAAGACUUGAAGAAUUGAAGCACAGUUUGAAAUCGCAUCUUAUAUCAUUUGAAAUUAUAUAUUCUGAUACAUUGCAUGACAGACAAAUUGUACUUAGCAAUGGAUGGAUAAUAAAGAUAGGACGUGGUUUAGAUUAUUUUAAAGCACCUAAUGGAAAGUUUGUUCUGGGUUAUUGCGAUCUUGAAUUAAGAUCAUGUCAGGAAACUACAGUUGAUAUCUUUCAUAGUAGUCAACUGACAGAUGCUGUACCAUGAUAGAUAAAAAUGAAAAGUAAUUAUAUAUUAAGACGCGAACAUA
Molecule: messenger RNA, 959 nt
Organism: Vespula pensylvanica (western yellowjacket)
Lineage: Eukaryota; Metazoa; Arthropoda; Insecta; Hymenoptera; Vespidae
Product: MIT domain-containing protein 1-like
Exons: 5
Coding region: 194-916 (240 amino acids)
Source: RefSeq, a predicted model, not a curated record